Messenger RNA from Darwinula stevensoni, 2483 nucleotides. The record is from the annotation of a GenBank genome assembly. Lineage: Eukaryota; Metazoa; Arthropoda; Ostracoda; Podocopida; Darwinulidae.
CAGAUAUGAAUGAGCACAGCAGUCGAAGUCAUAGUGUCUUCCUCAUAAAUGUGAAGCAGUUGAAUUUGGAGAAUCAAAAGAUGCUGUCUGGCAAGCUUUACCUCGUUGAUUUAGCUGGUAGUGAAGAGGUGAGCAAGACAGGAGUUGAGGGAACAGUUCUAGAUGAAGCAAAGAAUAUAAACAAGACCCUGUCUGCACUGGGAAAUGUCAUAUCUGCCCUUGCUGAUGGCAAUAAAUCACACAUCCCAUAUCGUGACUCCAAGCUCACGAGGAUCUUGAAAGAAUCUCUAGGAGGAAAUGCUAGAACAACGAUCAUCAUUUGCUGCUCACCUGCUUCGUACAGUGAUUCUGAGACUAAAUCCACUCUGGAGUUCGGAAAGAGGGCGAAGACAAUCAAGAAUGUGGUGACAGUGAACGAGGAACUUACAGCCGAGGAAUGGAAACGGCGAUACGAAAGGGAGCAGGUCAAUCAAAUCAGGUCAAAGGGAGCAGGUAAGGAAGCCUUCCAGGAGGCUAUUGCUACCACUUCUGGUGCUGCCGGAGAUAUUACACCUGGCACUUUCCCCAAUGCCCUGCCACAUGCACCACCUGUGCCAGUAGUGGCUGUUUCUGCCCUGUCUGGAGACGAACGGCUAACAUUUGAAGAGGAGAGGGAACGACUAUACAAGCAACUAGAUGAUAAGGAUGAGGAAAUCAGCCAUAUGUCUCAAAUGAUUGAAAAGCUCAAAGACCAUAUGCUUGAGCAAGAAGAGGUGAUCACAUCAAGCCGGAAGGAUUAUGAGAACGUCCAGGCCGAGAUGUCUCGGAUCCAGCAGGAGAAUGAGUCAGCCAAGGAAGAGGUAAAGGAGGUGCUUCAGGCCCUGGAGGAACUUGCCCUGAAUUAUGACCAAAAGAGCCAGGAGGCAGAGAGCAAGAUGCGUGAAAAUGAAAGUCUCUCUGAGGAGUUGUGGCAGAAACAGAGUCUGCUGUAUACUACCAAUUUAGAGUUGCAGCAGAGCAAGGACAUGGCCAUGCUGCAGAGAAGACGUAUUAGUGAGAUGCUUACAAGUCUCCUCAAGGAUCUCAGUGAAAUUGCCUCUACCUUGGGGCAGAACACUGCAGAUGUGAAGAUGUUGUCAAAUGAAGAGAAUGGGAAAAUGGAGGAAGAAUUCACAGUGGCCCGCUUGGUUGUCUCCAAGAUGAGAUCUGAAGUGAAAAAUCUUGCCCAGAAGUGUGAAGCCAUGUCUUCAAACCAGACUGAGUUGAAGUCAAAGAUGGAGACGUAUGAGAAGGAAUUGUCAACCUGUCGCCUGAACAUGCAAGGCUAUGAGGCACGUGUGAAAAGCCUCCAGGAGUCGAUGAAAGAGGGGGAAAACCGUAAGAGAGCACUUGAAGAGACUGUGGAUGCUUUACAAGAGGAGUGCGCUAAGCUCAAGGCUCAAGAACAAAUGACUGCAGUGGCGAGUAAGGAGCGAGCAGAAAAAGAGGAAGUGCAUCGUAUCAAGGAAGCCCUGGAGCAGCAGAUCGACCAGCACAGAGAGCAGCAUCAGCGCCAACUUGCUGCUCUUCGUGAUGAGAUAGCUGACAAGCAGCAGACCAUCGAAGAACUGAAGGACAUGAACCAGAAGUUGAACCUGUCUCAGGAGAAGCUGCUGAUAGACUAUGAACGUCUGAAGAAGAUCGAAGAGGAUAAGACCCAAAAACUCAGAGAACUUACAAUGCUGAGUGACCAGAGAGAGCUAGCCAAGCAGGACCUGAAGGGGCUUGAGGAAACUGUUGCCAAGGAGUUGCAGACCCUUCACAAUCUGCGCAAAAUGUUUGUUCAAGACCUUCAAAACAGGGUCGAGAAAAGUGCAGCAGGAGAGGAAGUGGAGGAAGGAGGAUCACUGGCUCAAAAACAGAAGAUCAGCUUCUUGGAGAACAACCUCGAUCAGCUGACCAAGGUCCACAAGCAACUGGUUCGUGACAAUGCAGAUCUGCGCUGCGAAUUGCCCAAGCUGGAAAAGAGGCUGAGGGCUACGAUGGAGCGUGUGAAGGCUCUGGAAGGUGCGCUCAAGGAAGCCAAGGAGAGUGCUAUACGGGACCGCAAGCGAUAUCAGUUUGAAGUGGACCGCAUCAAGGAAGUAUGGCGACAAAAGAAUCUCGCCCGACGUGGUCAUGCUGCCCAAAUAGCCAAGCCGAUUCGGGCAGGGCACCACUCGGCAAUAUCUGGAGGUUUCAUGGGAGGAGUCGGAAUGCCUCCUGGAAUCCGAGGGGGUCAGCCCAUCCGUCCUCCCUCCGAACUCGAGGUCCAGGCCUUGAAGGCACAGCAACAAAAGAAACUUCUCGCCUCUGGUUCUUCUUCCUUCAAGCGAGAAGGAGGAGACAGCUAAUGUGCACAAGUGUCAAGGUGGUGAUUUGAAAGGAUGGUGUUGUCUUGGAAUCAUUUUCAUUCCUUCUCCCCAAUGUCUUUGCUUCCUUUCAUCCUGAUUUGUGAUUUGAUCCAUGGAUGACAUUCUCCUCCG